Cetraspora pellucida is the source of this 1527-nucleotide messenger RNA. The record is from the annotation of a GenBank genome assembly. Lineage: Eukaryota; Fungi; Glomeromycota; Glomeromycetes; Diversisporales; Gigasporaceae.
AUGGAGAAAAUCAAGUCAUUGACUGCGGAUUCUCCCAUGACUGAUGUUACAUUGCUUGACUCUUCCGUUGAUCAAAAGCGAUUAUCCUUACCUUCGCCUCCUUCUACUCCGGCGCCCCGCACUAAUGUAUUGCGAGAUAUAGCUAAUAUUAUCAAUUCCGAGACGGAUUUUGGUACCUCCGGAAGAAAAAACCAUAACAUGGACGUCUCUAGAAAUGUGUCUAAAGACCAUAGUUCUCGUGCUGUCACUUUUACUCAAGGAUGUUGCUCUUUUAAUCUUACGCCUCCUAGUACUCCAUCCAGUAUAUAUGAUGAGGAGUCGAUUGCUCGUCAGAUCGCAAAAUUAUAUGUUGGUCCGCAAAAGGAACAAACUACUGUUGAAGAGACAAUUUCAAUCUCUAAAUCUGGUCAAGGUCUAUUUUGUUUCCCUCCAGCUGUGUCAAAAUCUGAAACAAGGCCGUCGACCCCUUCUCCAGUCGUAACCUCUGCUGGUCAUAAAUCAACUUUAAAUGGUUCCGAGAUGUUUGGUUGUACUUGGGGUGCUUUGCCUUCUAGGUGGUUGUAUGUCUCAAAUUUUCCUACUGACGUUAACCUUUGGCGCCACAUGAGAUCAAUUUUCGAGAUUUAUGGUGACGUCCAAGAAAUUCUUGCUGGAAUCGGUUAUGCUUAUGUGAUCUAUUAUGAUCUUCGUGACGCUGUCAAGGCACACCAAUUUCUUCGUCAUCAAGACGCGCCUCAUAAUCAGCGUAGAUUGGAAAUCCAGUUUUCUUCUAAACCAUGCGCUGUUCAGGAAUUGCCAAAAAUCCAAGGUAAUGAGUGUGAUUGGAUGAACGAAGGUGUCAUCAUGGUUUCUUGGUUUGGUGCACAAUCAAUUAAAUCUGCAAUCUUGGAUCGUUUCGACGAAGUGGGUACGAUUAGAAUUGCCAGAUCCCUUUCAGCUGGACAAACUCUGGUCCUUCUUAUUGAAUACUACGAUACACGCGCUGCUCGUGCUGCAAAAGAAUCGAUAAAUGGCAUAAUUAUUGAGGGCGUUCAAAUCCGUGUCCAAUAUUAUGAUGCCGGUUCACAGUCAUGGGAUGCAGUUGCUGAUGACUUCAAACGUCAUCAAAAAACUGGUUUGGCCAUUCCUCCGCCUCCGCGUCAGUUCCCUGUUGCCCCUUCACCGGAUCUAGAAAAUAGAUCGGAAGAUUUGGCAAAAUUUUCUCCAUCACCACCCGAAAAUAGUACCGUGAUUUCAUCUGGCCUUGAUAACCGUACCACAUUCAUGAUUAGAAACAUUCCAAACAAGUAUACUCAGGGAAUGCUGUUGGAUUGGCUAGACGAAACCCAUUGUGGUCAAUACGAUUUCGUCUACUUACGUAUCGAUUUUAAAAAUAAGUGUAAUGUCGGAUACGCUUUUAUUAACUUUGUAGAUGUCAGUGCCGUACUUUCUUUUGCUGAAGCACGCGUUGGAAAAAAAUGGUAUUUACAUUUUCAUUAUUUCGUUAAAAUUAUUUACGUUAAAAGUUUUUUAUACGAUUAUCACUAA